ACCAGGGGCACGGCAGUGGCGGCGGCGGGACCGGCUGGAGCGGCAUGGGGAAGCAGAAGAAGGCGCGGAAGUACGCGGUCAUGAAGCGCAUGAUCAGCCUCCGGGAUGAGCGCCUUAAAGAGAAGGAUCGCGCAAAAGCCCCCGUGAAGAAGAAGGAGGACCCGAGUGCCAUCAAAGAGCGGGAGGUCCCCCAGCAUCCCUCUUGCUUGUUCUUCCAAUAUAAUACACAGCUGGGCCCCCCUUACCACAUCCUGGUUGACACUAACUUCAUCAACUUCUCCAUCAAGGCCAAACUGGACCUAGUGCAGUCGAUGAUGGACUGUCUCUAUGCCAAAUGUAUUCCAUGUAUCACAGAUUGCGUAAUGGGUGAAAUCGAGAAGUUAGGACAGAAGUACCGUGUGGCAUUAAGAAUUGCCAAGGACCCUCGGUUUGAACGCUUGCCGUGUAUGCACAAAGGAACCUAUGCUGAUGACUGCUUGGUGCAGAGGGUCACUCAGCACAAAUGUUAUAUUGUGGCCACAGUGGAUAAAGAGCUCAAGCGGAGAAUACGAAAAAUCCCUGGAGUGCCCAUAAUGUAUAUUUCCAGGCACAGGUACAAUAUUGAGAGGAUGCCAGAUGAUUAUGGAGCUCCUCGAUUCUAACCUGUCCAGUCAAGCCAUCAAUGCCAGGACUGCGAACCAGGAUAAGGGUCCUUCUGACUCUACCCUCCUCCUUCCUUCUUUUGUUGGAACUCUGCUCAUAGGACUGUGGAUAACACCAAACUGACUUCUUAACCUUGUUUUUCUAAGAAAAGGCUAUUUGGAAGAGUCUGGUUUUAUUCAUCCAUCCUCUGCCUUGGUCUGAUUACCUACAGCUGGGAGAAGCAUAUGGGAAACAGAGGGCAGCAGGACCAAGAAUGUGCCUAGCUCUGCAUCAGGACCAUUGGAAAAAGUGAUUUCAGCAUUUUGAAUUAAAUAUUGAUGAUGCAACUCUGACUGAGAAUGAAACCACAAGAGAUUUUAAAAGUUUCUUACUGCUGCACCUGGAGUAUACCUGGGAUAGGUAUUCCUUUGGGAAGCUACCUCACACCUGUUUAGUCAAAUCAGAAUCUACAUUCUGCAGAAAAGACAUCAGAUCUGCACCCAUUGGUGGCUUUCUCUGGAAAAGCAGUCUAGAUUUUAAUUCAGAAUUGAUAGGCUUUUAUUCAAGUGCACAGUGAAUGAAGUUUAUUUAAGUGUCCUCUCAGACUGCUCUUUCUGUACUUGGCUAGCUGGCAGCUCAGUCCUUCUGCUUACAUUUAGAGUGGUGGAGGGCAGGGCAGGGUUGGGUCGGCACAAGUCUUUCGCUCCUGUUUGUUUGGGUCCUCUGCACCUCAAAGCCUUAUCAUUUCUGUUAUGUAUCAGGGCCAAGAAAGAAAGUGCCUAAAGGGCAAAAAAUUAAUGUGGGCUGGGAGCACAGUCGUUGUGGAGGAGUAAGAACAAUGGUUGCAGAUCCAGAGACCUGCAGAAUUUGCUGCAGGGAAGGAAGUGGUCAGGGAGGGUGGGAGAAGAAAUUAUUAAGCCACAUUAAGAAAUGUAGGGGGAAAAGUAUUUCAAAGCCAUAACUUGGCAUUCUCAUAUCUCCUCCAUUAUUCCUUCAUUUUUAGCAAUAUAAUUUGCUCUUAUGAUCUCCACUGUGUGGUGCAGAGAGGGUCACCAGGAGCCUACCCUGCCCAAAAUGCUAGAGGUGUAGUACAGGAGAAGAUUGAAAAUUUAUAUUCUUGGUAUAAUUAAGAAAAUUUCCAAACCUUAGCAGAGCUUUAUCCUUUACACUGGUUUGGCUGCCGAGGUGGCCACAAAGGCCAACAGCAUCCUUGCCUGUAUCAGAAAUAGUGUGGCCAGCAGGACUAGGGAAGCAAUCCUCCCCCUGUACUUGGUGCUGGUGAGGCUGCACCUUGAGUCCUGUGUUUAGUUCCAGGUCCCUCAUUACAAGACAAGACAUUGAGGUGCUGGAGCGUGUCCAGAGAAGGACAAUGGAGCUGGUGAAGGGCCUGGAGCACAAGUCGGAUGAGAAGUAACUGAGGGAGUUGGUGUUUAGUCUGGAGAAAAGAAGGCUCAGGGGAGACCUUAUCACUCUCUACAACUACCAAAAAGGAAGGUGUAGGCAGGUGGGUGUCUGUCUCUUCUCCCAGAUAACAGGUGACAGGAUUAGAGGAAAUGGCCUCAAGUUGUGCCAUGCAAAGAUUGGAUAUUGGGAAAAAAAUUCUUCACUGAAAAGGUGGUCAAGCAUUGGAGCAGGCUGCCUAGGGAAGUGGUAGAAUCCCUGGGCCUGGAAGUGUUAAAGUGUGGAUGUGGUGCUUAGAGACACAGUCUAGUGGUGGAUUUGGCAGUGCUGUGUUAAUGGUUGGACUCAAUGACCUUGGAGGUCUCUUCCAACCUUAACAACUCUAUAAUAGCUGAACUUGGCUGUCUGUAUGCUGGACAGCAUGCAGUGAAGAUAAUUUCCUGUCUCUGGGAAAUGCUCUGACAUCCUGGUAACUUCCUUGCUAGCACCAUACCUCUACAGAUACUGCAGGAAACUUUGGGAACAUAUGAGACCUUCCUCUCAUGCUAUCUCUUUGCUUCUUGCAGGCUCACCUAUUAAACAUCCCUGAAAUAACAGCAUACUGACACUUUGAAAAUUUAGCCCCUUCCAGGCUAUCACAAUUAAAGUUAAUUUUCUCUUCCUCUAGGCAGGAAGUCGCCAACAACUGAGAGAUUUUAUAGUUAGUAUAUAAUACAUAUGUUUCAAAAAUAAUAUCCUUAGUUUUGUUCUCUCAAUCCAAUCUGUAUUUCUUUAAGCUAAUGAUAAAGUAUUGUCAUGAA
Messenger RNA from Vidua chalybeata, 2822 nucleotides. RefSeq names its product FCF1 rRNA-processing protein (gene FCF1). Gene Ontology annotation, cellular component: nucleolus; small-subunit processome. The record is from RefSeq and is a predicted model, not a curated record. Lineage: Eukaryota; Metazoa; Chordata; Aves; Passeriformes; Viduidae. The coding region runs from base 45 to 641 and encodes 198 amino acids. The transcript is spliced from 8 exons.